Molecule: messenger RNA, 2256 nt
Organism: Stylophora pistillata
Lineage: Eukaryota; Metazoa; Cnidaria; Anthozoa; Scleractinia; Pocilloporidae
Source: RefSeq, a predicted model, not a curated record
CUGUGGCUGGGUGGCGGUCUUUUCAAAAAUACUGAUACAGAUCAUCCAUUCGAGUGUUUUUUCGUGGUUGCCUUUCACUCAGCUUUUUGAGUAACCGAACAGCAACAAUGUCCACUUAUGAAGUGAACAAAAAGAUGACCACACCAAAAUCCAAAGUGAAUAAGGAAAAUCUGAGAAGGACUAGAGGGAAAAAAAUAGGAAGGAAUAUUACAGAGACACCCACCUUUUUAUCAGGUGGAAAUGAAAGGAGGAAGUUACUUUUUUCCGGAGAGAGGAAAGGGAAGACCCCAAAGGGUUCCUUGAUUGCAAAAGAAAUGCAGAGUGCUGGAGUAGAGCACAUGGAACAAGAUGAAGCACUUAAAGAAAAUUGCAUCUUCGUCAAAAGUGAAAAUGGCGAUUCUUACAUUGCACUGGAAACAGAUGAACUUAAAACCACCAAAAUCUUUGAGGAGGUGACUUGUAAAUUCAACUUGCCAAUUAAGGCAAUUAAAUACAUUGAAUUAAAAGACGGUAGGAAAAGCUUCGUUGUACGAAACAAUGAUGGUACCACCGAGAAACGAAGACUCAGUAAUGGAGACCGUCUCUUUUCCUUAGAGCAGAAAGUCGAUGAGCCAAACACGUUUAUCCUUGUGGAACAAGACCCUUGAUAGCACAUGUGGCCCAAGUUCGCCCCCUCAUGAAAAUGCCAAUAUUUUUACGUUGCACAGUCGGCGAAACGUAAGGAUUUGUUUGUUCGCGUUUUAGCCUAAAAAAUCUGAACUACCUUAUUAUAGGAAAUUAACAAUGCACUUUAUCAACGCGAUUUUACAAAGUUCGGGUUAAUUUAAUGUAUGUUAGUUAAUGUCGAUGUAAAUUUAAUGCACGCUAUUUUACAACAUUGUUAUUUAAAGCACCUUUAUUUCCUAAGAGCUAACUACUGUAAAUGCUUUUUUUUUCCAUGACACAUGUGUACGUUGAAAUUUUGUGUAUCUGCAACAAACUGCGGUUUGGUUUCUGUCAGUCAAACGGGUGAGCUGCUCUUAGUGAUUUCGCGGAGGCUUUGAAAGAUCUUUUGAAUUGAUAGGGUCUAGUUAAGCUUCUAAACCAAAUUUUCGGAAUUCACAGAAACUUAGAAACAUCCGUGGACUUGUCUUGGAAGGUUUUAUUGACAUAGGCCAAAACGCAGUUUAGCGUUCAGAAAUGUAAAGUGCGAGUUUGCAGAAUUAUGAAAAUCGCAGUAAAAAAAGCGAGAUGCUUAUCGAAAAAUUCGCGUAAUUUAAUGCAUGUAAACCUAACUUUUGAAAAAUUCGCGUUCGUUUAGUGGAACGUAAAUUUUCUUCGCGUUGUCAUCGUACAUUGUUAAUUUCCUAUAAUAAGGUACUUCUGAUUUACUUAUGAAUUAAAGGAAACUUACCUUGAUUUUGGAGUUGUUUGUUCCUUCACAUUUUGUGAGUUUUCUGGGCUGAUUUAAGGGUGUUUAGCUGAGUUUCACUAUUUAUUUUUUGCCCUGCAUGUGAUCCUAUAUAGAAGGCAAAGCAAAUGAACGUAAAUCGAGCCAAACGGCCCUAAAUCGGCCCAGAAGAUUCACAGUAUGCAAAGGAACAAAUUCAGAAGUGGGGUAUGUUUGCUUCUAUUCAAAACUAGUCACGGCUAAAAUUACGAUUGUUUAUUCUCAUAGAAAUCUUUAUAUUCGCCGGUUGCGCAACACAAACAUGGCAGCUCGUUGAGCGCUGUGUUAAUACACGAGAAGUUCGACGUCUGAGUCAACUUAAAACGGCGUCUUCAGUUUGGAGCGGCUCGGCACGGUUUAGCCGGGAAUGGCGCCCCAGUAAUGGUUUUGAUUCAUUCGCACAAGUUUUCAUUUUUUCAGUCAGAUACAUAGAUUGUUAUAGCGUAAUUUGUAGUAGUUUUCUUAGAACGAGUAGUUAAGUACGGUCUGUGAUUCAACACGCGUAUUUUUCUAAACUUGAUUUGGUCCAAACACAAAUUAAGCUCUUCUCUCGAAAAGUUUGGCCCAAGCCACACUGACCGGACCAACACUCAGGGUCCUAAAAUAACUGAGGAGACUGUGCUACCUUUGCUAUGAUAUCUGCAAAUGGUUAGACACUCUAGUCUUCUGGGAUAAGGAAAUUGUUUAUAGUUCCUGGAGCGCACUUUUUUAGCAACUUUCAAAGUAGAGAAACACUCUUGCUUUGCGCGCAUGUAGCCUUUGAGAAGCUAUAAUAGCCUUUAAGCUGUGGAGUAGGAAACUAAUAUAGAAUUAUCAAAGUUUAAAUA